This is a messenger RNA of Trichomonas vaginalis G3, 492 nucleotides long. RefSeq names its product TEX261 protein family. Gene Ontology annotation, biological process: endoplasmic reticulum to Golgi vesicle-mediated transport. Lineage: Eukaryota; Parabasalia; Trichomonadida; Trichomonadidae. Gene Ontology annotation, molecular function: COPII receptor activity. Gene Ontology annotation, cellular component: COPII-coated ER to Golgi transport vesicle; endoplasmic reticulum membrane; Golgi membrane. The record is from RefSeq and is a predicted model, not a curated record. Bases 1 to 492 code for a protein of 163 amino acids. The transcript has a single exon.
AUGAUUUUCGGAUUCUUUUACUGGUUUUCGGAUUUAACAGAGAAACAUUUAAAGAUUGUAACAAAUACCGUUAGAGUAUUCAAUAUUUUGAUCACACUAUUAACACUCGUCAACUAUUAUGAGUUUCCAAUUUUCAAUUGCGUUUUACUUACAGUAGGAUCUGGUUUUUUGACAUAUUUAAUUUUUAAUGGCUAUCCAAAGAUCAGAAUUGACAGAAGAGAUUAUAUAUUAGCCCUAGUACUUACACUAGUUAAUCAUUUUAUUUGGAUGAUUUACUAUUUCUCGAAUUCUUACCCAGCAACAAUUGUUUUAACGACAUUCGUUGUUUUUAUUUGGUUCAAUCCUAUUACAAUUGUUUCAUCAAUCGUUAAAUAUGAUGAACAUAAGCGUGGCUCUUUCCUUGGCUUUUGGAAAUCUUUAUUCUUGAAAAUGGAAAAUGAUUUCCAUCAAGAUAUGGCUAGGAUGCAAAGGAAACAAAGAAAGAGUGUUUAA